Saccharomyces eubayanus is the source of this 1986-nucleotide messenger RNA. RefSeq names its product Fps1p (gene FPS1). NCBI's taxonomy places the organism in Eukaryota, Fungi, Ascomycota, Saccharomycetes, Saccharomycetales, Saccharomycetaceae. Gene Ontology annotation, biological process: water transport; glycerol transmembrane transport. Gene Ontology annotation, cellular component: plasma membrane. The record is from RefSeq and is a predicted model, not a curated record. Bases 1 to 1986 code for a protein of 661 amino acids. Gene Ontology annotation, molecular function: water channel activity; glycerol channel activity. The transcript has a single exon.
AUGAGUAAUCCUCAAAAGGCCUUAAACGAUUUUCUGUCCAAUGAAUCAGUCCACACUCAUGAGAGUUCUAGAAAACAAUCUCAUAAUAGACGCUCAUCGGACGAAGGACGUUCUUCCUCACAACCCUCACAUCAUCAUUCCAACGGUCACAAUAAUAAUGGUAGCCCUGGUAACGGUAAUGAUGGGGACAACGAUGAUGGUUAUGACUAUGAGAUGCAAGAUUAUAGACCGUCGCAACAAAGCGCGCUUCCCACACCUACAUACGUCCCACAGUAUUCUGUAGGAAGUGGGCCCUCUUUCCCGAUCCAGGAGGUCGUUCCUAACGCGUACAUAAACACACAAGACACGAACCAUAAAGAUAACGGUCCGCCAAGUGCAAGUAGUAAUAGAGCAUUCAGACCAAGAGGCCAAACCACCGUAUCAGCGAACGUACUUAACGUCGAGGAUUUUUAUAAGAAUGGAGAUGACGCGUAUACUAUACCGGAGUCGCAUCUGUCGAGAAGAAGGAGCAGAUCAAGGGCUGAGAGCAACACUGGUCACAGCGCCACUACGGGCGCUACAAAUGCAAGGACUACUGGCGCUCAAACCAAUAUGGAAAAUAACGAGCCGCCACGUAGCGUUCCUAUUAUGGUGAAGCCAAAAACGCUGUACCAGAAUCCUCAAACUCCAACAGUUUUGCCUUCCACGUACCAUCCGAUCAACAAAUGGUCUUCGGUGAAAAACACUUACUUGAAGGAAUUUCUGGCUGAAUUUAUGGGAACAAUGGUUAUGAUUAUUUUCGGUAGUGCCGUCGUAUGUCAAGUCAAUGUUGCGGGCAAAAUACAGCAAGACAACUUCAAUUCAGCUCUGGAUAAUAUUAAAGUCACCGAUUCCUCCGCAGAAACGAUAGAAACUAUGAAGAGUCUAACUUCGCUAGUAUCUUCUGUUGCAGGCGGUACGUUUGACGAUGUGGCACUGGGUUGGGCUGCUGCCGUCGUGAUGGGAUAUUUCUGUGCUGGUGGUAGUGCUAUCUCCGGUGCUCAUUUGAAUCCAUCUAUUACAUUGGCAAAUCUGGUAUAUAGAGGUUUCCCCCUAAAGAAGGUGCCCUAUUAUUUUGCUGGACAACUGAUCGGGGCCUUUACGGGUGCUUUGAUUUUGUUUAUUUGGUAUAAAAGAGUGCUACAAGAGGCAUACGGCGAUAUAUGGAUAAGCGAAAGUGUUGCGGGAAUGUUUUGUGUUUUUCCAAAGCCUUAUUUAAGUUCAGGAAGACAAUUUUUUUCCGAAUUUCUAUGUGGGGCUAUGUUGCAAGCUGGUACAUUUGCGUUGACCGAUCCUUAUACAUGUUUGUCAUCCGAUGUUUUCCCGUUAAUGAUGUUCAUUCUAAUUUUUGUCAUAAAUGCCUCCAUGGCCUAUCAAACGGGUACAGCAAUGAAUUUGGCUCGUGACUUAGGCCCACGUCUCGCCUUGUACGCUGUUGGAUUUGACCAUAGAAUGCUUUGGAUACACCACCAUCAUUUCUUUUGGGUACCUAUGGUAGGUCCAUUUCUUGGUGCAUUAAUGGGCGGGCUGGUUUAUGAUGUUUGUAUUUAUCAGGGUCAUGAAUCUCCAGUCAAUUGGUCUUUACCAGUCUAUAAGGAAAUGAUAAUGAGAGCUUGGUUCAGAAGACCCGGUUGGAAAAAGAGAAACAGAGCUAGAAGAACAUCGGACUUGAGUGAUUUCUCCUACAACAACGAUGACGAUGACGACGAGUUCGGUGAAAGAAUGGCUCUUCAAAAGACAAAAACUAAGUCAUCCAUUUCAGACAACGAAAAUGAAGCUGGUGAAAAGAAAGUUCAAUUUAAGUCUGUUCAGCGUGGUAAAAGAACGUUCGGAGGUAUACCAACCAUUCUUGAAGAAGAGGAUUCUAUCGAAACAGCUUCACUAGGUGCGACUACCACAGAUUCCAUGGGAUUGUCUGAUAUAUCUUCAGAAGAUUCUCAUUUCGGGAAUUUAAAGAAAGUAACGUAG